UCCACUGGUGUUAUUUCAGUUCCUUUUUAAAGAAGAGCUCAGAAUCACAAGAAGGAAACUAACCCCAAAGAUGAGCCUCACGUGUAAAAUCUUAACCAGCUUCCUUCUGAUUUUCGCUGUUUCCACCAAAGGUGAGGUCUCUGAAAAUACUGAAGUCAUCUGGGGUUGCCUGGAUCAUGACAUCAACCUGGACAUUCCUGGUUUUCAAAUGAAUGAUAGGGUAGCAGAUACACGAUGGGACAAAAACAAAAUCAAGAUUGCACAAUUAAAACAAGACAAGCCACCUUACCAGAUAACGGACACGUAUGUGAUGUUAAAAAAUGGAACUCUGAAAAUUAAAGCUCUGAAGAGAAAUGAUAGCGACGUCUACACAGUAUCUGUAUAUGAUUUGAAUGGAAAAAACAUAUUGGAGAAAGCAUUUGAUUUGAAGAUUCAAGAGAUGGUCUCAAAACCUGUAAUUUCCUGGAGUUGUACCAACAGAACCCUGAUCUGCGAGGUAGCAAAAGGAAGUGACCCUAAAUUAAAACUGUUUUUAAAUGAGACCCGUAUCAAAGAAAGUCAUCAGAAGGCCAUCACACACAAGUGGAACAGCAAAUGGACUGCAUCAUUCAACUGCGUGGCGAGUAACAAUGUCGGUGCCCAAACGAGCACGGUGACCAUCAGCUGUUCAGAGAAAGGUCUGGAUAUCUAUCUCAUCAUUGGCGUUUGCGGAGGAGGCACCGUCUUCCUUGUCUUCGUGGCACUACUCGUUUUCUACAUUAGCAAGAGGAAAAAACAGAGGAGUAGGAGAAAUGAUGAAGAGAUGGAGAUAAGAGGGAAGAGAGUGACCCCUGAGGAAAGGGGCUGGAAGCCCCACCAAAUUCCAGGCUCAACUCCUCAAAAUCCAGCCAUGUCCCAAACUCCUCCAAUACCUGGUCAUCGUUCCCAAGCACCCGCUCAUCGUCCCAGGCCUCCUGGCCCCCGUGUCCAGCACCAGCAGAAGAAGAGGCCUCCUCCUACCCUGGGCAAACAAGUUCACCUGCAAAAAGGCCCUCCCCUCCCCAAGCCUCGAGUUCAAACGAAACCUCCCUGUGAGGUCGAAGAAAACUCAUAACUGUCUCCUGACGCAGCUGUCCUCUUCCUCUAAUUAAAAGAGAUUAAAAACCGUCCUUUCCCAUAAAA
Messenger RNA from Delphinapterus leucas (beluga whale), 1161 nucleotides. RefSeq names its product CD2 molecule (gene CD2). Gene Ontology annotation, cellular component: membrane. NCBI's taxonomy places the organism in Eukaryota, Metazoa, Chordata, Mammalia, Artiodactyla, Monodontidae. Gene Ontology annotation, molecular function: signaling receptor binding. The record is from RefSeq and is a predicted model, not a curated record. Gene Ontology annotation, biological process: cell-cell adhesion; positive regulation of type II interferon production.